CGACACCCCCUAUCGCCGCACUCCCUCCUCCACUCGCUCCCCCACCUACCCCUCUCGGUCUUGAUCUGGAUCGGGACCCGACCCCGCGCCACCGACGGCCAUGAUGGCCACCGUCGGUAGCGACACCGCCCCGCCACUCCGUCCCCAUCCCUCCCCGCCGGCGCCACCUCUUCAACGCCCAUCGCCCCUGCGACCUCGACCGCUCGCCGUCACGACGCCCUCCCACACCGGCGCCGCCUCGCUGCCCCCGCUGAAGCCCCCUCGACCCGACGCCCCCGACGGCCACCGGUCGCCUCGCCCCUCCCCAGGCCUCCGCUUCCCCUACAGCGACAUGAUGGAGCCGAGGAGAUGGCGUAUCCCGCCACCGAUGACUGCUACCCCGACGAGGCUUGCUACUACGUGGAGGUCGUUGAAGACUAGGAGUAGUUUAGGAGGUUCCCAGGCAGGAGGCCUCACCUCGUUCGAUCAUUGUAUCUUUUGUGCUAGACUUCUCUAAGGCACCUCAUGAUUAAUGUGUGUACUCAGAUAUUUUUUGCUUCUCCUGACUCGUGUGUUUAUCGAGCUUCUGUAUUCUAGCUCUUGAGGCCCCUGGCUUGUAAUAUGAAGCUUGUAUGUUUUAUUUGUGUCUAGAGUUGUGUUGUGAUAUCUUCCCGUGAGUCCUUAAGCUUGGCCGAAUGCAUUUUCGUGUAUGAUUAGAGUACGAUCAAA
This is a messenger RNA of Hordeum vulgare subsp. vulgare (domesticated barley), 708 nucleotides long. Its product is annotated as vegetative cell wall protein gp1-like. The transcript has 2 exons. Lineage: Eukaryota; Viridiplantae; Streptophyta; Magnoliopsida; Poales; Poaceae. The record is from RefSeq and is a predicted model, not a curated record. The coding region runs from base 101 to 496 and encodes 131 amino acids.